Molecule: messenger RNA, 5773 nt
Organism: Caenorhabditis auriculariae
Lineage: Eukaryota; Metazoa; Nematoda; Chromadorea; Rhabditida; Rhabditidae
Source: the annotation of a GenBank genome assembly
AUGAUUUUACUGCUUCUGGCCGUUUUGGUCACUAGAGUUGAUGCUCAGCUGCCCAUACAGAACUUGAAUCCGGUUCAAAUCCAGCCUCCACCUUCAAACUGUAUCAGAGGUCAGUUUUUUUUGGAACCUGAUUUUUUAUUAGCUUGAAGAUUGCAGACUUUUGAAGGUCAAUAGAGAUGCUUAAAUUAAAAAGAAAAAUUUUUUUAUUAAUUAAUAUGGACCGAUUGGUUUCAAAAAAAUUUCAUAAAUCGAGAAGAGACUGUAGAACUAGUGGGAUCUUCUAUCUUUAUGUGAUGAAUAGUAGAGAUUUUCAUUCUGCGAUCAAUGGAUCAGUGUACCAGAUGAAAAGAAAAGACGGUUAUCACAACGUUAGUUCUUCUCUCAGCAGAACUCGUGAGCUGAGAAAAAUAUUGAAAUACAAUAAAAUCAAACAAAAAUUAAAGACUGAAGUAGUAAAAAGGACUUUAGAUAAAGUUAAUGGUAAUCGGGAAGGACUCGUGCGGAUUGGCGGAUAAUCCGCUCGUCGACCUCUUUCACCUCCAACUUUCUCUCGAACUCCUUUCGAAGGCUUAAAAUUGAACAAAAAGUUGAUAUUUGUUUGAUUUUUAUUGAACACCGCGUUGAUACGGAAAGUCCAAACAAUGCCAAGCCAGUUUGCGAUAUCUCGUUUUCUGUUGCUUUUUCGUGUUCAAAUCAAAACGUCGCGCAACAACGCAAUCUAUUCGUAGACAUAUCAACAGCCGUGCAAUUAUUCUGUUGUUUCAAUCGGAAUCUAAUCUCGGAAAAAAGUCAUCUACAAUAGAAGAUGCUGGUGAAUCAAAGUAGUUAGAAUGAAUACUUUUCCAACAAAGAAUAGUUUUCAAUAAGUUUUUCAGAAAAACCUUGCAAGAACUGGAAACAAAAAUAAAAAAAGUUAAACAAUUUUUUUUACAGGAAACAGUCCUGCCACCACAAAAAUUCAAAAAUUUCAAAAGAACUUAAAAUAAAACUUGUCUAAGACUGUUUUUUUCGUUUACAAAUCAUUAAUCAUAUCUUGGUUCUGAGAAGUCUGACGUUUUUAUGUCAUCAUUUAUGUCAAUCCUGAAAGAAACUCUAUUUGAGUAAAAAAACAUUUGAAAAAGUAAAGGAAAAAAAUUUCCCGCAGGCGGAUGUAUUUCGCGUGGAAGUUUCAAACAAACAAAAGAGAAGGACACGAAGUUUCAGAUGUGGACGAGGAUGUUUGUCCGCAGCGCGAGGGGUUCGACGACGACUGCGACAGAAAAUGUCUUCAGAACUUUCCGAUGCGCGUCGGCAGUGGCUGCCACCUUCGCAACACAGGUAGAACAAGUUCAGAAGCUUCCAAUUGGCCUAAUUCUUCCAGUUAAAUUUCUUUUUAACUUACUUUUUUUCUUUUUUUGAAAUCAUGUAGUCUUUAUAAUAAAGAAAUGGUAUUUUUUUCGCGAGUUUCUGAUUUGUGGAAGAAAAAAUUGAGCUACUUGUUUUUAACUAAGUGAGUGGAAGUAUCUCAAUCUUCUGGGAAAUUACAGUUCUCGAAUUACUAGCUUGGCAAACCGAACGCGUUCUAGCGGACCAAGUCCGUAAUUAACCGGCCACACCAAUUAUAUUUCUGAGGCAGGCCCCACCAUUCAUUGAAAUGAUUUACUAGGUAGGAUUCGAAAGAAUAUCGGAGAACAGACUCGACUAACUUGCAGAAAGAAGACUUUCAGGUACACUCCUGUCGUUUUUCGGAAUCCGCUCGUUCAUGUGCAAAUGCGAGCUGCCUGGCUUCGUCUGUUCAGCCCCAGCCGCCGCGAUUCCCUUCAUCCAUCCUUUCAGAACGAAUCUCGUCCAGCAACACUCCAGACUCACUCUUCUUCCGGCCACAUCCAUGCCCUGCAACGCGGUUUAUAUAUUUUGUCCUUAGAAAAAGUUAAUAAACUUUUUUUUUUCAGCCGAAGUACGAAAAGAGACUGGCGUGUCGAGAGCGAUUCGACGACGCCGAAUGCGGUUGGCAGCGGUCGUCCAACGUCCAAUGGGCUCACGCCACGCCUACUGGAGCUCCGAUGCCGUUUCCGCGCUUCGAGUCACCGAGUCAGUUUUAUGUCUAUUCUGAAAAUUCUUUCGUUUUCACUUGUUCGCCUGUUGAAACUAAGCGGUGCGUUAAUCGAUUUGUGUUUUAUACGAAGAAAGGAUUUGAAAAAGAUGUUAAUUCUGCGCAUGAACAUUUUUGAUUAACAAAUUUUUUUUGUUUUUCGAAAAAAAAAUUUCAAAUUAAAAAAAAAGCAUGCUGCUGUUCCAAAUUUAGUUAUAGAUAUUUUCGGAAUAGAAAAGGAAGUUUUAGAAGAGCGUCCUGAGCUUUUAAACGGAAGUAUAUAUGUUUCCCAAGAAUCAAGUUUUUUUAAAUCUCGGCUCAAUCUUAUGAAUUUAACUUGUGAACGAAUAAUUCCCGCAGAAAACUGAGAAAGAAACUAUAAAACGUGUGAAAAUGUUUUUCCGUAACAUGAGCAACAUCUGUUCCUAAUUCUCUAUUUUCGCUUCCUUCCGUGAAGAGAAAAAGUUCUUUGAUUGCCGCCCGUGCGGCACAAAAAAGAAGACGUCAAAUCCCGUGGAGGAAAAGAAGUGAGGUCGGCCGCGUUUACCCAGUUUUCACGGCAUUCUCGAACCACCACAAUAGAAAAGUCCAUGUAAUUGAACUCCACUGUGACAAUUUCCAUUCAAUUUUCUCGGUAUCUUUGACGGAAUACACCAAAGAGGUGUUUAUGGAUGAAGUUACAAGAAAUAUUCAAAGUCCAUUUAAUAAUUAAAAAAAGUUCGCAUUCUUAUUCCAGUUUUGAUGAGUAAAAAGCAGAAAAAGUCAUGAUUUUGAGAUGGCGCUUACUUGGCCGUGACGACGACGUCUCCUUCUGCUGAUUGGGCGACGCUGUCGACGUGCGAAUCUCUGUGCUCCAAAGGCACCGUCAACGUCACAGUUCGCGUCUGGAGACCCGUCCACGUCAUCGUGGAACUCUGCUUCCGGUACUAUUAUCGAGUCAUUGUUAAAAGAGAUUCAGAAAAUCGAAGUUUGUGAGAAGUUUUUAUUUUGAUUGGCUGUCCCCCUGGUCUGAAAAGCCCUCAUAAGAAAAUUCCAAGUCUUAUUAGUUUCAAGCAGUAUUGACUGAGAAAUUGCAAAAGAAAAGGGAUUGAACUUUGUCCAAUCGAUGGCAAAAGAGCAAAAAUUCUUAAAAAGAAAUGGAUUCCUUUAUUUUCUUUAAAAACGUGAUUAGUUUUCGAAGACGGAAAAUAUGAAUUUUCCAUUUAAAAAAAAGUAGUAGAACUGUUUUCUAAAGAAUUUCAAACCAACAAAACUAUGAGAAACAAGUAAAAGUUCAAUUUCCGAGGAACUUACGAAACUUUUCUGUUAUUUUUAUGAUGUAAACUUUUAAGAGAACAAGAAACCCUAUUAUGCGCACCAGUGAGGACAGGAAACGGUCGGAUGGUGAAUGAAGUAAUCCCGGAGACUGAAAACUUCCAGGUGGAGUCAAAACUUACUACUGAUGAGACAAACAUGUUUCAGGUUAGUCUGAAGUUUAGCAACCUGACAGUAGACGACGUCGUCAUGGUGGACGACCUGACAGCCAUCUACGACGCUUGUCCUCCACUUCAGUCUUCUGUGUCGGGAAUCGCCCAACCCCAAAAAAUGGAAUCCGACUCUGCACACCACGAGCAUGACGAACUCGAAACAGAGCCCAAAAUCCAGACUACAACAGAAAUAUCGAAAGCGUUCCCCUCAGCACCGCUUGCAGUUCCUAUUCCGGUUGGUUAUCCAAAAAUCAAGAAAAAAAUGAAUAAAUAAAUAAAAAUCCAAUAAAGUUGGGAUUUAUAAGGAAAAUAAAUGCUUCGUAUAGUUUCAGAUGUUUUAAAAGUUUUUUGAAAACCUGUUUUCCCCGUUCGAUGGCGUGUAGUCAAUCCAUCCCGACUUGAAAGGCGAGGGAGAGAAGAUGCGGGACGCGUGGCGGGUGCUUACUCGGUUCUUGGCUCAUGUACAAUUCGCCACCGAAUAUUUAAAAAGCUCGUUUUCCGCUUUUUUUGUACCUACUAUUUUUGAUGCACAAAUGAAAAAAAAAAAAAUAAAACUGACUAAAGAAACGAAGUUUCGCUGUCUCAUUUCAAAAAACAAAAAUUUUUCAGCAAGUGAGCGGAUCAGCUUCUCCACCACAACGAGCAUCCAGUGUGCUGGUCCAGCCAAAGUUGCACAUCGAGAAGAAAAUCAGUUCAACCUCGCGUCGUAACUGUGUUGGAGGUUCUCUAAGCUAUCAAGUUAGCCUUCACCCUAAACUUGAAGACGAUUGCCACAGCCACUUGGGCUCCCACUACGCUUCGCACGCUGUUACCGCCGAAAUAUGUCGCGGCAGAGCUGGCCUUCUACUUUGCCGUGCACACUGCCGCGUUUCCGAUGGAGCUGGGUGAGUUAGAAAUUUACUAUACUGGCUCAAAUGGAAAAAAAAACCAUUUUGUACUUGUCAACUCUUUUCCUCUCAGUCCCGACGUUUCAUCACUACUUUCGACCUUCAUUCAAUAACGUUUUUGAAGCAACUUCAUGAAGUUUCCAGUUACGCAGCAAGAUGUAUACGCGAAGGAGAGCCUCCGUUCUCCAAAAAAUGCGUUUGUCAGCUGCGUCGGUCGCCGACAAAGAAGCUCGACCAGGGCAAGGCCCCACUCACCAAACGUCGAAAAGUCGUCGACGCAGCUUCCUCCCGCAUGACCAUGGUCGACCAGAACACGCACAUGCGGUCAUCUCUGCCAAAUCCCAGCAGAAAAAUAUUCGGUGAAGAAAUAUAUGUCAAAAAGGUGAAACUGAAUCAAGCGAAGCUGCUAGUCUAAGGAAACUUCUAGUUAGUCCGCGAAACGUGUGAAAGGCCUGGCGAAAAUGAAACCUGUGACAACAUUUGCAAAGCGAACGAUUCCGAAAGGUAUCUGAAUACUACUAAGCUCAUACACAACAAAAAAAAAACAACUUUUUAGCCGUGGCACGUGCGAGGAUGACGGCAAUUGCUCAUGUCGACACUGCAGAACUUCUCUAUGUAACUUUGAGAGAAACACACGCUGCGGGUACUCCUUUCUCCAUAUAACGAAAAAUGUUGUGAUUAUUCAGUUGGUCGGACUUGCGGAUGCUCUCCACCCAAUUCAACAACAUCAGUGUAGCUAUGAAAAGAGGAGACGGUUAGUUCAGUUUGGCUCAGGCUCUAUAUCAACUCAAAUUUUCAUAGAAAACCGAUACGGUCUGACACGUCUGCGGCCUAUGUCCUAUUCGGGAUUGGUACAUCGACAGCCGCUGAAUGGUCCGAUCGUUCUCUCAGUCGACGCGUUUCCUUCGCACGCUAUCGACGUCCGCAUUUGUGUGCAGAAUCUUAGAAAGUUUGUAAUUUAUAUCACUGUCGCCCUAUUUGUACCUCAAUCUAAGUUCAGGGGACUUUAUGAGUAAAAAAGAAUGUUUCUGCUUUACUUUCUGCACCAUCUAAGACAGUUUCAACUUUUUAAAUUUUGUCGUUCUCGGCUGAAAAAACCAUCUUUAAUAACAUUUCAGCCGUUAAACCUUGAUGAACCGAAAUUGCAGAUGUCAAACACAAAGAAUAGCAGCAAAAUCAUGGAACAGAGUCACCGCCAAGAUCAAAGUUCCAUCUGCAGAAAAGGCAACUCAAUAAAUCGGAAAUGGAGUCGAAAAACUAUUCAGGUCUUCAUCGUCUUCCAAAACCGAGAUCUUGUUGGAAAAGCCGUCGCUAUCGAUAACAUCCUGAUUCGUGGCGGAGACUGUUGA